GGUGCUGCGGCCACCUGGGGUCCCAAAGGGCAGAGGUCCUGGGACCCCAAGGCGCGCCCGGGCCCGCAAGGCCACCGGGGGAGCUCAGGCAGUGGGCUGAGCCGGCAGAGGCCUGGCCGGGCGGGGCGAGCUUCUUUACCGCUGUCGCUCGUGUGUUCUGCCCCUGCCGCCUCUUUUCGCUGGGACCUACUUCCUUAUUGGUGCAAUGAGGGGCUGAGACGAGGUGCUUUCCAGCUUUGCGGGUUUCCGGGAGGGGGAUUCCAAGUAGCGCGCGUUCUUGGAGGGCGCCUUGGGCUCUGGCUUGGCGCGCCCUCCCUUGCCAGCGCUCUACGGAGCGCUCCGGAAGGAGAAAAAUGGGGUCAGGAGAGGCCCCCGCAAUGGGAACAUUGGAUUAAUUACCUUCGAGGUGUUCUCUUUUCGGACAUCUCAUGCCCUUCUCGGCCCUUCCCGCCGCCGAAUUUUAAGGCUUGGAUUUUCCAAACCUUCAGGGUUUGGCGCUGUGCAAGAGGCAGGCUGCAGGUAGCCGCCAGCGUUGCUGGAGGGAGGUCUGGCGGGGCGAGGUACUGGGCGGUGCGGGGCGUGCACGAUUGCGGGAGAAGAGCUACAGCCUCAGUCCACCCGGCAGAGCUAAGGCAGUGGCCGAAGGAACUCCGAAUCGCUCCUGGGAAGGCGGAGCUGACCUGGAAACCUGUCCUUGGCCACUGUCCUAUCUAAGGAGCUCACCUUCCAGAGCCCGCCUGCACAGAACUGGCAGGGGACCCUCUUAGGAGCAGAGGUGAUGGCGAUCUUCAGGCAGCUGUCCCUGGGCGCAAAGGCCGCCCUGGCAGCCGGCACUGUCUUCGUGUCCAUGGUCGUCUCCCGCUCCUACCUGGCAGAGAGCCUCGAGCUCAGGGCCUGGCGGUGGCUGUUCCGCCUGCAGCUCGCCCUGUUUGCCAACUCGCUCAUGCUCCUCGGUUCCCUCUACAUCUGGCGAAGCACCGUCAGCAACCUCAGCCACUCCCCUGCUGCAGAGUCGGCCUGUUUCCAGCUUUGGAAGAUGGCUGUUGUGGCCUUCCUGGCCCUGGCCCAUUCCAGUUUCUUCACCAUGCUCUUUCUAGUGGCCGAGGAGCCCUAUCUCUUUUCCCUGGCGGCCUACUCCUGCCUCGGGGCAUACAUCAUCAUGGUCUGCUUCCUCUGUACCCUCAGUGGCAUGGAGCAGGCCUACCAGCUCCUGGCUUUGCGCGCCGGCAGGGUGGUGGGCAGCCUUGACAAGACAAGGAAGCUGGCGCUCAGGCCAGCGCUGGCGGUGCUGGUGUCCGCCGUGCUCAGUGUGGUAGGGCUGCUGAACGCUGCCCAGCCCCCGGCUGUGAAAACCGUGGAGGUGCCCAUCCAUUGGCUGCCCGCCUCCAUGGACAACCUCAAGAUCGCGCUGCUCUCGGACAUCCACUUGGGCCCCACGGUGGGCAGGACCAAGAUGGAGAUGUUCGUGAAGAUGGUGAACACGCUGGAGCCGGAUGUCACAGUGAUUGUGGGUGACCUGUGCGAUGCUGAAGCCUCUGUCCUCCGGACAGCCGUCGCUCCUCUGGGCCAGCUUCAUUCACGCCUCGGCACCUACUUCGUCACGGGGAAUCACGAGUACUACACAUCAGAUGUCAGCAACUGGUUUGCGCUGCUGGAAUCCCUGAACGUCACGCCCCUUCACAAUCAGAAUGUGAAGAUUUCUGCCACCCGGGCCCAGCCUGGCAGGGGUGAGGAUGAUGACUGGAUCUGCUUGGCCGGGGUGGAUGACAUCGAAGCAGACAUCCUGCACUACUCUGGCCAUGGCAUGGAUCUUGAGAAGGCUCUGGGGGGCUGCAGCCCGGACCACACCACCAUCUUGCUAGCUCAUCAGCCCCUGGCUGCCAAGAGAGCUCUCCAGGCUCGGCCAGAUAUCAACUUGAUCCUUUCUGGGCACACUCACGCUGGGCAGAUCUUCCCCUUGAAUGUGGCAGCCUAUCUCCUGAACCCCUUCUUUGCUGGUCUGUACCAAGUGGCCCAGACUACAUUUGUUUAUGUGAGCCCAGGCACGGCCUACUAUGGGAUACCCAUGCGACUGGGCAGCAGGGCGGAGAUUACAGAGCUCGUCCUGCAGCGGGUUCCCUGAACCCACCCCUGCCCCGUGCACCUCGUCAUUGCCCUUGCCCUCCGUCCCCGACCCUCUGCAGACCAGGCUGCCUGCUUUAUCCCCUCCAGUCUCUCCUGCCAGCACACGCUUGUCACAAGACUGGCUUGCACCGUGAUCAGUGGUGGGGCUGCCUGGCAAGUCCAGGCACGUUAACUCUGUAGAUGGCCAUCUGCUUCUUUCCGUGCAUUUGUGAGGCCACUAAAGUCGCAUGUGUAGGAAC
This is a messenger RNA of Kogia breviceps (pygmy sperm whale), 2363 nucleotides long. RefSeq names its product transmembrane protein with metallophosphoesterase domain (gene TMPPE). Gene Ontology annotation, molecular function: hydrolase activity. Lineage: Eukaryota; Metazoa; Chordata; Mammalia; Artiodactyla; Physeteridae. The record is from RefSeq and is a predicted model, not a curated record.